Molecule: messenger RNA, 552 nt
Organism: Olea europaea var. sylvestris
Lineage: Eukaryota; Viridiplantae; Streptophyta; Magnoliopsida; Lamiales; Oleaceae
Product: reticulon-like protein B16
Exons: 2
Source: RefSeq, a predicted model, not a curated record
UUCUACAAUUUGCUUCUUGAUUUACUCAUUUUCUCACUUUGUUAUUUAGCUGCUGAUGUUAUACUGUGGAGACGACGGCGUGUUUCAUGUGGCAUCAUUGUUGUUGCAACUGUUGCCUGGCUAUUAAUCGAGAGAUCGGGGCUAUCGUUCUUAUCACUUUGUUCUGAUGUCUUGCUGGUUUUGAUUGUCUUGCUCUUUCUCCGUGCCAAUUAUACUGUUUUCAGGAAAAGACAGCAGCGAACAUUACCUGAACUAGUCCUCUCAGAAGAAAUGGUCAACAAUGCUGCUGCAUCAUUUCGUGUCAAAGUUAAUUAUAUGCUUCUUAUGGCUCAUGAUAUUACUCUCGGCAAAGACUUCAGACUUUUCUUCGUGGUUAGUGAUAGCUACCCUUUAUAAAGGUCAAGAGAAAUAUAUGAUUUUUCUAUGGAUGAAAUGAAUGCUAUAAUCUUGUUACCUCUCCUCUCACUUUCUUUAGUUGCUAGAAGAAUGUAGAUCUAUCACUGUAUUAAGCCCUUGUUUUCACGUUUUCCCAUAAAUUUUUCCUAUUUUUUA